GAUACAUGCGUUUCUUUGUCUUGAACUCUUCCAUUCCUACUUACCAAAAUACAUACAGAUUUGUCAAGUGAAAUUUGCUAGCUAGCCUUUUGAUUUUAGGUGCCCGAGAUGAUCCCCGCAAGCCCACCUGUAGAUUCAAAUGAGUCAGAUGUGCAGGAAAUGAACCCCGAAAGCACACCACCCAUGGGUUCAAUAGAGGAUAUAAAUCCUAUCAGGCAGCAGGAAUCGGAAACAAAACCCUCGGCGAGUUCAUAUGUUUCUAAAUUAUCAUUCCGUCAGAAACUCCCAUGUGGAGAUCUAAUUGGAAAUAGAGAGCAGUACAUCAGAAUCUGUGCUCCUCUCUAUAAUGCAGCAAGCAUUGGUGAUUGGGAAGCUGCCCAAGUCAUUUUUGGGAAACAUAAAGAUCUAAUUCUGGUCGAGUGUGCUAUCACUGAAAAUUACGAAACUGCACUUCACAUUGCAGCGUCUGCAAAAAGCAGCAAGUCGGUGGAUAAGUUUGUAAAAAAUCUAGUGACUAUGAUGACAGAGAAACAGUUAGAACUUACGAAUAAAAAUGACAACACUGCACUGUGUUUAGCAGCAGCAGCUGGAAAUGUCAAAAUUGUUAUGACUUUGUUGGAGAAGAAUCCGGCCCUUGUGGAUAUUCCUGGUAGUAGUGGAAUGAUGCCACUCUACAUGGCUUCUUUAUUUGGACGAAGUAAGAUGGUUAAUUAUCUGUAUGAUAAAUCUGGGCAGAUGUCAGGAAAUAGAUGGAAGGAUCAGAAUCGCAGUUGGGUUCUCCAGAAAUGUGUGGAAGCUGAUCACUUUGACGUUGCGAUAAAAAUAGUGACAUACUGGCCACAACUUGCUACAAGUGGGAUUGUACUCAGAGUUUUGGCUCGGAAGACGGAUGCAUUUAAAGGAACAAAACCUCACUUUAUCAUGAGAAUCUUAUAUCCAAUUUUGGCACUCAUUCACGUGAAGAUUGGGUCUUCUGAUCAAAAGCCAACUGACGCCAUGAAAUUACUAAGAAUCAUGUGGGCAGAGAUUAUGAAAUUACCUGAUCGUGAAAUUAGUUCCAUCAUCAGAGGGCCAAUUGACCCUCCAUCGACUAGUGGAAAGGAUAAGGAAGAUGUCCAGCAGCUGAUAGCGAAGCUGCCAGAUAGACUUUAUAAACUACUAAGAGAAGAGGAAUCUUACCAAAAAGGAAAAAAACUAACAAAAGGGCUUGACAAUGAAGAGCUAAAAGAUCAACCGAAGAAGUUCUCUUCCCGCAUACUAUUUGUUGCUGCGGAGAUGGGGAACACCGAAUUUCUGAUUGAGCUGAUUCGCCAAUAUCCAGACUUAAUAUGGAAGAUGAAUGAUAAUGGCCAAACUAUAUUUCAUGUUGCUGUAAUACACCGUCAUGAGGGCAUCUACAAUCUUUUGCAUGAGAUUGGGUCAAUGAAGGAUAUGAUAACACCUAUGAAGGACGAUGAAGGAAAUACUAUGUUGCAUUUAGUUGGCAAGUGUCCAAAGAAUAAUCACAACCAAAAUGACUCUGGAGUCGGUUUACAAAUGCAACGUGAAUUGUUAUGGUUCAAGGAAGUAGAAGCUCUUCUCCCUCCUUCAUACAGAGAAAGGAAGAACAAAAAUGGUCAAACACCACAUGAAUUGUUCAUGGAGGAGCACAAAGAUCUGCUCUCUGCAAAUGAAAAGUGGAUGAAAGACACGGCAAACCAGUGCUUGGUGGUUGGAGCCCUCAUAGCUUCCAUUGCUUUUGCAGCAGCUUUUGGAGUUCCAGGUGGAUACGAUCAGAACACUGGACAAGUUAAUUUGGGUACCAAUCAUUAUCGCCCUUUGGAUUUCCAUACCAGUCAUCUUAUAUGUUAG
Lactuca saligna is the source of this 1851-nucleotide messenger RNA. NCBI's taxonomy places the organism in Eukaryota, Viridiplantae, Streptophyta, Magnoliopsida, Asterales, Asteraceae. The record is from the annotation of a GenBank genome assembly.